AUGGCCGCCCCUUCAGGAUCCGUUCCAAAACAGGCUAUGCCCUUUGAUGAUAAGUUGUUUCAAAUCAUCGGUGCCGAUGAGACGCUCACAAUCGCUCAAUAUGAGAUGACCAUCUUACCCGCCUUCCCACCUGACUCCAUCAUUCACGACAAUGCAUGUGGCCUAGGACCGGUUACUCAAAGCAUUCUAGCUACAUCACCACCUGACAAUAUUAAAAUCCACGCUACAGAUGUUGCUCCGCCAAUGGUGCAAAUCUACAACGGCAUCGCGGCGGGGAACAAAUGGCCCUCCAAAGCCGUUCUCAUGGAUGCGCAAAAGCUAGAAUUUCCCGAUUCCACUUUUACUCACUCCUUCCUAUCUUUCGGCUUGCCCAUCAUCGAUGACCCCGUUGCGGCCGCUAAGGAAAUGUACCGUACCCUCAAGCCGGGGGGUACCGCCGUCACGGCCUUCUGGCUAUCGAUUCCGCAAGGAACGUCGGCUCAGGAGACCCGUCGCGCGGUGUGGGGCCCCGACGCACGAAUUGCCAUCGAGCCCAAGAUGAAGACUAACGACCGCGAGUACAUCCGAAACCGCCUGGUAGAUGGCGGAUUCAAAUACGAGGAUGUGAAGCUGUAUGAAAAGUCUGCAUUUUUGCCCGUUAAGGAUCUUGACGAGUUUGCAACCGCCAUCUGGAGCGCCAUUGGCCAGCCGGCCGGUGGGUGGACAGAGGAGGAUGAGGAGAAGUGGGAUGAGGCCGUGGCAAAGUAUAAGGAGAUUCUCAUGAAGAAGGACGGAUUUCACGUAGAUGGAGAUGGCAAAAUUACUUUGGAGGCUAUCGCUCAUGUUGCUAUUGUCAAGAAGCCUAAUUAA
Molecule: messenger RNA, 849 nt
Organism: Daldinia childiae
Lineage: Eukaryota; Fungi; Ascomycota; Sordariomycetes; Xylariales; Hypoxylaceae
Exons: 1
Coding region: 1-849 (282 amino acids)
Molecular function (GO): S-adenosylmethionine-dependent methyltransferase activity
Source: RefSeq, a predicted model, not a curated record